Messenger RNA from Halteromyces radiatus, 751 nucleotides. RefSeq names its product transport protein particle component. The transcript has 5 exons. The coding region runs from base 42 to 584 and encodes 180 amino acids. Gene Ontology annotation, biological process: endoplasmic reticulum to Golgi vesicle-mediated transport; regulation of GTPase activity. Gene Ontology annotation, cellular component: trans-Golgi network; cis-Golgi network; TRAPP complex. The record is from RefSeq and is a predicted model, not a curated record. Lineage: Eukaryota; Fungi; Mucoromycota; Mucoromycetes; Mucorales; Cunninghamellaceae.
UUUUUUUUUUUGUACAUCAUCUAUCGCGCGUAUAUAUUACAAUGACUACAUACAGUGACGAAACAAUGACUUAUUCUCAAACAUUAUCACAACAAAAGCUCGUUGCUGAAAGUUGUAUGGAUUUAUUCUUGAUAGAAAUGGUAGAUACUAUUUGUAGAACAACUAUUACUGAACCUGACGCUGAUAUUGACGCUGUCUUUUACAAGUUGGAAAAUCUGGGUUACUCUGUAGGUCAACGCUUAAUAGAAAGAUUUACACAAGACCGACCUCGAUUCGUGGAUACUUUAGAUGUGGUCAAGUUUAUAUGCAAGGACCUUUGGACAAUCAUGUUCAAGAAACAAAUCGACAAUCUAAAAACGAAUCACAGGGGUGUAUAUGUACUUCAAGACAACAGUUUUCGAUGGUUUAUGCGACUUUCAACAGAUGUAGGAGGUGCUGAUUCCGCAAAAAAGGCUUCACCGUAUCUCUGGUUUCCUUGUGGUAUUAUUCGUGGUGCAUUGGCCAAUCUCGGUGUAUCUAGUGUUGUUGUAGCGGAAACUUCCAAUCUUCCUCAAUGUACCUUCCAGAUCAAAAUAGCCAAAUAAACGAGGAUUUCCUUACCAAAUCGCUAUUGACUCUCUCUCCAAUUCUAUCCAUCUUGAACAUCAUAUCUUCCUUUUUCAGUUUAGUUUAGUCUUGUCCAGUUUAUUUAUUUAUUCUAUCAUGUACAUUACAUUACCUAUAAAAUUAUUCUUAUAUUUAUACCACUUUA